AUGACUGGCAGGGAUCCUGUGUCCAACAUGUGGCUGCGUUUACAGAGUGUUCAGCUGCAGCGGCUGGUGCUGAGCACAGGUGUGUCCCUCCCCAGGCGCUUCCCUCUUACAGACACUCAUCUGAUUAAACAUGUGCCUCCUGGACAGAGCGGAGCCACUGUGAAUGUGAUGGACUGGCUGAGUGCGCAGCAGGUGCCACCUGUGCCCUUACUCUUCAGAAUACUCCUCCUGGUCCUCAUGUCUGUGUGGCAACUCACGGCAGAUGCAUGA
Molecule: messenger RNA, 270 nt
Organism: Knipowitschia caucasica
Lineage: Eukaryota; Metazoa; Chordata; Actinopteri; Gobiiformes; Gobiidae
Source: the annotation of a GenBank genome assembly